This is a messenger RNA of Loxodonta africana (African savanna elephant), 4670 nucleotides long. It is a transcript of the gene IFT54, whose product is annotated as TRAF3 interacting protein 1. Gene Ontology annotation, biological process: regulation of microtubule cytoskeleton organization; intraciliary transport; cilium assembly. The transcript has 17 exons. Gene Ontology annotation, molecular function: microtubule binding. Bases 1 to 2088 code for a protein of 695 amino acids. The record is from RefSeq and is a predicted model, not a curated record. Gene Ontology annotation, cellular component: ciliary basal body; intraciliary transport particle B; centrosome. Lineage: Eukaryota; Metazoa; Chordata; Mammalia; Proboscidea; Elephantidae.
AUGAACGCGGCGGUGGUGAGGCGGACGCAGGACGCGCUGGGCAAGGUGAUCCGGAGGCCGCCGCUGACGGAGAAGCUGCUGAGCAAGCCCCCGUUCCGCUACCUGCACGACAUCAUCACGGAGGUGAUUCGAAUGACUGGUUUCAUGAAGGGCCUCUACACAGACGCUGAGAUGAAGUCUGACAAUGUCAAGGAUAAAGAUGCGAAAAUCAGCUUCCUUCAGAAGGCCAUAGACGUGGUGGUGAUGGUGUCAGGAGAGCCGCUGUCUGCAAAGCCCGCGCGCAUCGUGGCGGGUCACGAGCCUGAGCGGACGAACGAGCUGCUGCAGACGAUAGGGAGAUGCUGUCUCAGCAAGCUCUCCAGUGAUGAUGCGGUGAAGAGAGUUCUGGCUGGAGAGAAGGGCGACAGGAAAGGAAGGCCGUCAAAGUCCCAAGACCUGGGCAGUAAGAAUGCUAAAGAAGAGGAACCCAGGGUCCCUAAGAACAAAGAGGAUAGAAGAAACUCUGAAAUAAAAGAGAGAAGUCCAAGCAAAGAUCAAAAACCGAAAGAAGAGUUGAAAGAAGAAAGCAAACCCAGAGAGAAGGAAAAGGAGAAAACCAAGGAGAAUGACAGCGACAGGCACAAGGAUCUCGAGAGAGACAAGUACCGAGAAGAACGAGAGAAGAAGAGCAGGGCCAAGCAAGAGAGGGAGAGAGACAAGGACCGGGGCAACAAAGACCGGGACAGGGAGGCGGACCGUGAGAAGGAGAGGGAGCGGAAGAGCGAGGGAGGACGGGAGAAGGAGAGGUUGAAAGAGCGAGACAAGGAGCGAGAGCGAGACAAGGGCAGAGAGCGAGACAGGGACAAACGGAGAGCGAAGAACGGGGAGCACUCCAGGGACCCCGACAGAGAGAAGAGCAGAGAGCAUGAGAAGCUGGAGAAAAAGUCUACAGGCCCCGGAGAGGCAUCUAAAAAGUCGUCAGAUGGAUCUUUUAAAGACUCGAAGGCUGAAAUAGAGACCGAGAUGUCCGCUCGAGCAGCCAGGUCGCUGACAACGAAAGUGUCAAAACGGCAACCCAGAAGCUCAGUGGAAGGAAGAAAGGAAGAUAAUAUUUCAGCUAAAAUUUUAGACUCCAUAGUGUCUGGAUUAAAUAACGAACCAGAUCAGGAAACAACAGCUUCAGAAAUAGGAACAAGAGAAGCUAAUACUCGUUCAGCUAGCAUUUCAGAUGAUAAUUCAGCUAGUCUGUGGCGGGAGAAUGCUGAGCCAGAGCCAGCAGCGAAACGGCAAGGGGACUCCCCCAGUGACGCAGAAGGAGACAGUGGACCCACUGGCCAAGAGAAGUCCGAGGUGUCAGAGAAUUCAGAAAUCCCAAACGAGCUUUCAUCCAAUCUCAGAAAAAUACCUCGGCCUGGGAGUGCAAGACCAGCUCCCCCCCGCGUCAAACGCCAGGAGAGCGCAGAGGUGUUAGCUGUAGACAGGGCGGGGAGUGGGAAGGCCGUCUCAAACGUGAUCGCGGACUCCCAGAACUCUGAGAACGAGGAGGACGAUCAGUUUGUGGUGGAAACUGCCCCUCAGCUCUCUGAAAUGUCGGAGAUUGACAUGGUUCCAGCCGUGGAACUGGAAGAGGACGAGAAGCAUGGUGGACUUGUAAAAAAAAUUUUGGAGACCAAGAAAGAUUAUGAGAAAUUGCAGCAGUCACCCAGAGCUGGCGAGAAGGAGAAAUUGCUUGUCUAUGAGUCAGCUUGGAAGAAGGAGAAGGACAUCGUCUCCAAAGAGAUCGAGAAGCUGCGCAUGUCCAUCCAGACGCUGUGCAAGAGCGCACUGCCCCUGGGCAAGAUGAUGGACUACAUCCAGGAGGACGUGGACGCCAUGCAGAGCGAGCUGCAGCUGUGGCACAGCGAGAGCCGGCAGCACGCCGAGGCCCUGCACAGGGAGCAGAGCAUCACCGACUGCGCUGUGGAGCCCUUGAAGGCUGAGCUGGCCGAGCUGGAGCAGUUGAUUAGAGACCAGCAGGACAAGAUCUGCGCAGUGAAGGCCAACAUCCUGAAGAAUGAGGAGAAAAUUCAGAAGAUGGUGUAUAGCAUCAAUUUGAGUUCGAGAAGGUGAAAACCCAACGUUUCAAAGACUAAAAGUCACCCUCAGUUUAAAAAUAAAAAGGAAGCUAGAAAACGAUUACUCUUUAAGUUUCAGUUUGCUCAGCAAAUGAACAGUUUACAACGUUGUUAAUCCAGCUAAUGUAUGUUCAGAGCUUUAAAAACGUAGGCACUUCAGGUGUAUGUGAAAAGACCACGCGUUCUUACCUUCUUGUAGCUUGAAUACUUGCUGGUUAUGAGAAGGCCUUCAGAACCCCGUGCGAGGUGUCUUCGACACAUCUGUUUUUGUUCUGUGUGUCUGUAGGAGCCUUUUGGUUUAGUUCUGUGCCAGAAUCCUCCGGCAGGCAACUGGGUUGCCACUCCUUUGUUGCAGUUUUCAACGCCUGUGAAAAGGCUCCGUAGGCAAGCUGAGUCACUUCUUGAGGGAUAAUUACAUUCUCUGCUGGGCAUUUUAUGAAUAGAAUGAAGCCUCAAGAUGAAUGAAUCCUAGUUUUCAGUUCAUUUACAUGAACUGAAGGGUUAAUUUCUCUAUGAAGGUACAUGGGAACCGUUUUGCCACCUCUGUAAUUGCAGAUACCCAUGUGUAUGAUAUUCCUAUUGGUCCCUGUUAUCCUUUGUUGGUGUGUCUAGCCUUUAAAGUUCAUACAGUUAAAAAGAUGACUUCAGUAUGGCCUUCUCGGCAUUGUCUGGACAUGACACGGUCACGGGCUAUAUCCUCCCUACCCUUGACAUUUUCCCCUAGAUUUUCCGCAAAUAGAUACUCCUGUGGUGCCCACAGGAGUCCUUUGUCUCUUUAAGGCGAGGCCUUACCUGCUUUCCUUGCACAGGUGUGUGCCUGGGAGCUGAGCAAACACAGGAAGGGAUGUGCUGAUUUAAACGUUUUUUUGAUGUUACCAUUGUUUUUUGGAAGUUGUUUUUUAAGCAAAGGGUUUUUUACAUGGUUUGUAUUUAGUUUUUUCACUUAUAUAUACUGCUGUAAAUACUUAAUGAAGUGUAAGUUAUUGUAUAAAGGAUUUCUCUGUGUUUGGAGACAUACUUACAGGUCUUCAGGUCUGGGUCCUGAGACUUCUGUUUCCAAGUGUUGUAUUUAUUAUGCAAACUAAGGAGUGCUACUUCAAGUGUUAGAACUGCCCCAGAAUGUUUUGUUUUGUUUCUUUGAGGAUUAUCACAAAUGGCACAGUUUAGUUUUGCUUAGUGCAACUUCAAAAAUAAAUCCUCUACUAAGGCCGUUAGAUGAUUGUCUAAGCUGAAGAAGUUCAAAGACCAGAUUGUUCAAGUCUGCCGUUUUGAACGUUGGCCUUUCCCCCUUUCUCUAGUACACCGUAGAAUGCUGUCCGCCCAGUUUACACUAGAUACAUCUGGGGAAAGGAAGGGGAGACGUAUCAGUGAACUAGAACGUCAUGUGUUUACAGUCUCUUCUCUGCUGACCGAACAGCUUGGCCACAAUCUUGAACGGACCCUGUCUGGCUUCAAGUUAAGAUGUCUGCCUUUUAUGACUUUGUACAUAUGAAUAGAAUUUUUGUCUAGUGGGAAAUGGCACUCGUUGUAUGUGAGUCAAAUUUUGUAUGAAGUAGUUAUCAAAUUGUAUCAUAAAAUUUAUUUUUUAUUUUAUACAUAAAUCAUUAAAAACGAUCACAUAUUUUUUCUAUAAGUGUAUGGAUUGUGCAGUUCAGUUCAUAAGCAUUUGUACUUUUUAUUGUCAAAUACAUGCAUUUGGUUGUUCUUGUGAAGGAAGUUCACGGGGUUUAUGUUUUCUUUCUUAUUGCAGUACUUACCCUUUUCUGUGUGAAAUGAAGUGUUAGGAGACUGGUAUGCAUGUCUCUGAGAUUUUUAAGAUCAUUCAUGUUGUCUGGAGGCAAUUACUACUGUAUCUUAGACACUAAUUAAAUCCUCAUUUAUUCUGAGAAAAUGCACAAAUGGGAUUAUUAAAUGCUUUUUUCUACUUUUGUUUAUGAGUUUUCAAGGAGUACUGGAGCCAUAUUUCAGGAAUUGGAAUUUGAAGUUGAGCUGACACUAAUUUAUAUUCAAAGGAAUCGUGUAAACCUUCAAGAAAAGUAGCUCAAGAAUAAAAUUCAUGCUUUCUACUUUGAUUUUCAUACUUUUCUUUUCAAUAAGCAACUUAAAAAAUAAUAACUGAAAUUGUUGGAGGGAAAUGAUGUUAUCACGACAUGAAGUACAUUUGGGUGGUGGUGGUGUAGAAUUCCGUUCGGUGUGUUGACAGGUGCCCCUGAAAUAUCUCUGGAUUUGUUUUCUAAUCUGCCCUGAGCUGAAGGAGGUUUGGCUGCUGUCUGUGUGUGCAGUGUCUUGGCCCCUGGAUGGAACGAGGGAUGGCCAGACCCUCUGCCAGCUUUGGCUAAACCAGCUUGAUGUCAGACAGUAGCAGACGAAGGGUGCCCAGUUUGCCAGAGCUGCCACAGGAAUCCACUCAUGCAAGGCCACGUGCCCAGGUAUGUCCACUGCCAAGGAGGCAAGUGCCCCUGACUCUGAUGUGCUCCCAGCCCCGCAGUCUUCCCCACACCCAUAGAGACAGAGGAAAAUCCUCCCCUUUGUGACACCUUCUAAUGAUGCCGGGGCCUCUCUGAGCCACCUCCAUGC